Molecule: messenger RNA, 1041 nt
Organism: Brassica napus (rape)
Lineage: Eukaryota; Viridiplantae; Streptophyta; Magnoliopsida; Brassicales; Brassicaceae
Exons: 3
Coding region: 1-1041 (346 amino acids)
Source: RefSeq, a predicted model, not a curated record
AUGGGAGAUUCAGUACCUCUAAAACUAGCACUGCCAGAGCUGAAGUAUCCUAUUGGUUCACAGCCAAAGGAAAAGUCAGCAAUCAACCAAUACUCUGGUUCAGAUUAUAUCUCUAUUGUCAAAAGCAUCCUAAAACCAGAUGAGAUGAUAAGAGUCCGAGGAUCAUUUCUGGGACCUGUAAUGAAGCUCAGUGAGAGAGGAUUGAAGUUAUCAGCAAAGAUAGUCUACGCCAUUCUCACUAGAAGCAUCGUUUCUGUCAAGGAGAAUGAAGCCUGGUUCCAUUUCGGUGCGCAGCCAAUGAGGUUCUCUAUAAGAGAAUUUCAUAUGAUGACAGGCUUGAAAUGUAGUGGUGCAUUAGAAGGACCACGAAGGGAAACCGAGAGAUUUAAUUGGGAAUUGCUAAAGGGGCGUAGUCAUAAGUUAAGUGACGUGGUGGACCAGCUCAGAAACACAAGAGAAGAUGCUUCUGAGGAGAGAAUAUGCCUCGCAAUGCUCAUCCUGGUAGAGAGCAUAUUAUUGCGGAAGAGCAAAGGAGGGAGUUUUCCUUUGGAAUAUGCGAAAAAUGCACAGGAUAUGACAUAUCCAUGGGGAAAAGAGGCUUACAUUGUGCUCCUGAAGUCAAUUCAAAACGCUGUCGCGAAUCAUUUGGAGAAUAAAUCCAAAUUUGAGUUGCAAGGUUAUCCUCUAGUAUUCCUUCUUUGGAUACUAGAGUCGAUUCCUUUGCUAAGGGAUAAGUUCAGUAAGUGUGUACCAACAGUUGAGGUUCCUGGGCCGACUUACUUGUGUGAAAAAUACACUGAGGUAGAGAAUCCAUCACUUGAUAGGGUUUUACAGGUUGAAGCUGAUACAAAGCUGAAGGUCCAUUGCAUACUACCUUCUAUUCCUCAUGAUCCAGAAGAUGAUAUCUCCAUUGAAGACAAAUAUAGUGACGAGCUGGAAACAGUGAAAGAUGUAACAAAGAAAGGGUACAAGAUUACAGCCGAUGACUGGGAAAAUAGGAGACUGGCCAAGCUUCUACUCCGAUUGAUGAGGAUUCAGUAA